AUGCGCAAGACUCUUAAUAUUGGAUCAGGCCUUUGCUUGAUUCUCUACUUCGUGUUAGAUGUUAAUGGACAUUGCCACCCAGAUACGCAGUGCUUUGGAAAUGGCAACUACGACCAAAAGACACACACAUGUGAGUGUUACGAGCGGGCUAGAGUUGGCAAAUACACUGGAGAAUGUUGCGAGAGUAUUGGCUGUAAAUUAAAUGCUACUUGCAAACACGGCUACUGCGACACUGAUGGCAUACACUGCAAGCGGUGCCAGACAGGAUGGACUGGAUCAAACUGUGAAAAUGUUAGUUCGUGCUUUCCCUGGUUUCCCUGUAGAUAUCAUGGAUCCUGCAAACAAUCUAGGAGCAAAUGUGACUGUGAGCCUGGCUGGGUGGGAGACCUGUGCGAUCGCUCGCUCUGCCAAGUUCCGUGCAAAUAUGGCGCAUGCCCAAACGACCCAAAGAAAUGCGAGUGUUACGAAAAUUUUUAUGGCAAAGAAUGUGAAAGGUAACAAUGUUUGUAUAUUGUUCUACAAAUUCGACUAGGUAUUCAAUCAACGCAAGACAUCAUAAUAGGACACUUUCCUAUUAUGGCUCUUGAUCAACGCCAUUACUGAAAUACAUCAUCUAUUUUCACGGCGUUACACAUAGGGCUUACUGUGCCGAAGGAUGGAAAUGCUUGAACGGGGGCUACUGUGUUGAUGAGAAGCACUGCGCAUGUCCACCACAUUACACAGGUGGGAGCUACAGAUCACACUAUAGUAAAUAAACUGAAUAAAACAAAAGUCAGGGAAAGUACAAAACGGAUCAACAAUAGCGUGCUCGCAGGCUAGGUUCAUUUUGCUUUAUACAUGAAGACAUCUGCACAUACGCAAAUGAACUGAAAUAAAUCUAAAAUUGUAAAUCCUGAUAUUCACCUAGCUGUCCGGCAUCUCGCGCUUCCUUACAUACUUUGCAUUCAUUUUACUUCAUUUGAAAAGGUCCCUAAACAACGGACCUUCACAAUGACUACAAGUUUCAUUAAAUGAUUAUGAUUUUCAUUAAAUCAAAGACAAAAUAUUUACAUUUACUCAUGAAACGCUAUUUGCAAAGAAGUAAAAUCUUAGGUGCGAAAAUGUGAUAAAAUAAUCAUCACUGCAAAAAAAAAAAAAAGAAUAGAGCGACAGAGUCCCGGGAACAGAGUGGUUCCUUUUCUCAAAUUGAUCGUGUCGAACUUAGAUUUAUUUAUUUUCUUACACUUUAUCUAGCGAGUCUAACUCAACUUCUUGUUUUUAAAGAACUCUGCAUCUCUUUUUCUUUCAAAAUAUUUCUCCGUUCCUGAUUGGUCUAACGUUGCCUGAUUGGCCUGGCUCAUUAUUUAUAACUAGCUAGCACUGACCAAAUUUGGAAGCUAAAUGCUGAUAUCGAUACAAUUGACGUCAAUUGUCCUGAAAUCAACAGAAAAAAGGGACAAAAGGAAGGUUUAAAACGCUAUACGAAGAAUAAAAAUUUAGUUAACUAGAUAGCAGAAAUAGCACAUGAUUAGCAUAAGCAUCCCUUCAUAUCCUGACACUGCAUGCCGAGGACCAGCCAAAUUUGUGAGUUUACGCAACUGGACGGCAGGAAGAAGAGGACGGCAAAUCGCUUGCCGUGUGCGUGACGAACGCGACAAGGCUAUUACUUGCGUGUUUUGUCGUGAUCUUCACUAACAUCAAUGUUUUCUGGUCUUUAACAAAAAGAUCUGUUUAAAGGAAAGAGAAGUUUGGCGAAAAGUUUUUGGAACAAAAUUAUUGUCACGCUUGCCACACAAGGUUUGCCGUCUUCUUUCCUCUCCCGUCAUGUCCCGUCCUUUUGCGUAAGUUCAAAAUUUAUGAAGACUGGAGUUUAGCAUGUUUUGUUGAAGUUGGAAAUAUUUUGAAUGAAUCAUAAUGAAACAAUUAUAUGAAGAAUUAUGCAGAUCUCGGAGGGUAUCUGCCUCGAUCACUCAAAUGAUAAUUCUUCGCAUCAUGCUCAGCCCCAUGUAAAAACUGUUAAUGAUAAACAUUUCUGUUCAGGCAAAAGAAUCAAAUAACUUUCCGUAACAGUACAUAUGACUAUUGUCAAAAGUCCUUCUUUUUAAUUCACUUAGAAGAACAAAAACACUGAAAGUGCACUACCGUUUCUAAAGUAGGUCUGUUGAUCCCGCAAAUAGCCACCCUGCGAGCAAAGAUCUCUCUCUUGUAUGGCUUUUAGUGUUUACGACGUCGUUCGCGAGGCUUGUGUGUCGCGUAGUUGGAAACGCCCUCCUGGGUCGUAUAAAACAAACCAACUACUAGGCUGACAAGCCACGCGAACGACUUCGUUAAUGCUAAAAGUCGUGCAAGAGAGAAACCUCUGCUCGCAGGGUAGCGAAUAGGCCACUGAUAAAAAAAAGGCGGUGCAAUCUUCCAUCUGUGUUAAUCUAGGGGAGCAGUGUGAAACCAUCACUGGAUGCAGCGUGCCCUGUGAACAUGGACGAUGUUCCAAAAAACCUGAUUUGUGCGAGUGUGAGACCAAUUGGGGGCCUCCAGGAAAAUGCAAUGUUUACAAAGGCCCUUGCCUCAACUGCUCUUCUCAUGGAGGGACCUGCGAGAAUGGUCCUUAUACGUGCAAGUGUAAAUCAGGUUUGUUUGUUCUCUAAUCCUGUUUACACGAGCUCUUCAAAACGUGAUGUCAAUUUAGUUAGGAUAGGAUCUUUUUUCUCGGAAAGGAACCUGUUCUCAGACUUGUUUAGGAGUCUAUCUAGUGCGAAAGGAAGUAUCUCAGUGGCUGGAAUAAAGAGAAAAGUCAUUUACAACAACAGGAAAGCAUUUGUCCUCUUUUUAUCUUUUCCAGGUGUUGACAUUUGCUUACAAUCACUUUCAUUUUCGAAUCAAUUUGGUACUUGCUUCUCACAAAAAAUGUUCCCUUCCUGUAGAAACACCACACAAAAUCAUUGCUAGUGGUUUUUCAAGUAAAGCCAACUAAAUAAUGCAUAGUUAUAUAUAUUUUUUACCAGUGCCCAGAGCCGAUAGCUGUAGCCAUCCACUGCACGGGUACUACACGAAAUAGUAAAAACGGUACCUAAUUGAAUACGCGUUGAUUUGUCAUUUUUUAAAGGUUAUACUGGUCUACUAUGUUCUGAACAGAGGUGCGAUGGAUGCGCGCAUGGGCGAUGUCAUUUAGACAGCGACGGUAAAUCAUGUUAUUGCGACUAUGGGUGGACCAAUGAAAUCCACGUCCCUGGUUUUAAUAUGUUCAAAGGACCUUGCAAGAUAAUCCAAUUUUGCCUGACCCCAUGCCACCACGGUUCGUGUAAAGAAGAUCCUUACAAAUGCCAGUGCCAUCCUCCUUAUGUUGGGAGCGAGUGCGACACGAUUCAGUGUCCAAAGUGCUGCCCUCCGCAGACGUGUGACUGCAGUAAUCCCAGUGCAAUCCAGUGUCGCCCUAAGUGGCACCAUGACUGCUGCUUGUUAAAGUCUUGCUUCAAAGGAGACACCUUGGUUCACACCGCCAGAGGACUGGUACCGAUCGAAACUAUCAAGGAAGGAGACAUGGUCGUGACUCGACAUGAGAAUGAGGCUCCCUCCGUGACUCACUUGCGUCGCGUUGACCAGGUUCGGCGACGAAACGUAACCGAGAAGGAUCUUGUUGUGUUCAGAAUGCAUGACGAAGACAUGUGGGUCACGCGCGAACAUCCUUUCUUUGAGACUGUUACUGGCUCCUGGAUGACAGCUGGAAAUGUAACAGCGUCACAUUCGCUUCAGGGUUUGCAUGGCAAAAUGGUGAAACUGCAGGCUCACCUCAAGGCCUCGGAACUACUUGCGUCGUCCGAACAAUUAACUCUCUUUACUGUUUACGAUCUUUCAAUUGACGAGUACGAUCGAUACGCCGUCGGAAAACACGGGUUGCUGGUGUCCGCGUGUAAUGAUUUGACCGAGCUUGAGUUACGAGACCGAAAGAUUUGGGAUAACGCCAUGCAUCGCAUCUUCUUAAGCACUUUCAAAAAGGUAAGAAAUACUACUAUAUUUAUUAACUGGGUUCAAUGCAGAGCAAACGAAAUGUAUUCUUUACCUGUGAAAUGCUCAAACGGGAGUGGGAGUACUAAAGACUGGUAUAUGUUCGCAAAACAAAGUAACCUGAUUAUUUUAUUGCCGGAGGGCCAAAAAAAAAUCAUAAAUGACGGUCAGUUAUAUGUAUGAGGAAAAACUAUUUGGAUCAGUCUAGUGUACGAGUAAGCAUCAAUUGCAUUAUAAUGCUGCAUAUAAUUGUAAUUAUUAAAUGGCUGGAUUUUCAGGUGGAGUAAUGUCAACUGUUUUACCUACUAAAUACUUUUAACUUCUUUAAAAGGUUGAUAAUGACGACAACACUGGUUUUUUGGUCGCCCUUAUCGGUGGAGUGCUGGGUUUCCUUUGCUUGGUAGUGCUGUUGAUCGUGGCUGUGUGGAGGUGCCGUGUACAUAAACAGGGGAGCUAUAAUGUGGAGCGAGCCCGUCUGAUAGAUAACGAUGAAAAGAUGGCAGCAAACUAA
Molecule: messenger RNA, 4492 nt
Organism: Porites lobata
Lineage: Eukaryota; Metazoa; Cnidaria; Anthozoa; Scleractinia; Poritidae
Source: the annotation of a GenBank genome assembly